UUUGACGUCCGUAAUUUUAACUUUGAAACAUGCUGAAAAAUAAAAUUUGAAUUUUCUUGUCUGAAUGGUGUAAAUUGCAGGCAAUUUUCAAAAAAAUCAAAGAAAAAAGAGAUUUUAGCUUCAGAAUAACUUAGAAAAUUAGUAUUAGUGCUUUGGUGAACGGAUACCACCGACGAUGGACGGCAUAAACCAGUAUGAUUCUUUCAUUUCCGUCCACAAACCUCAGCUCCAAGCAUCCGGCGUGCCGGAGCACUUCUGGCCGCAACUGUAUCGCAAGUUGAAACACCAAGAAUUUGAUGCCGGCGCAAGUUUUUCGCUGCUCCUGGUGGACUACGGUGAAGAGCAACGGUCCCAUGAAGAUCCCAUCUGGACGGUGGCCGUCUCCAAGGAAGGCGGCAUCCGGGCGGACGAUCCGACCGAAAUCUAUUUGGUGGAUCACGCGUGGACGUUCAGGACUGACAACGCACGGCAACAGUUGACCGAGCACCCGGCCUUAGUGAACCGACUGGCUAUUAUGAUGGGUCUUGAUCAGGAGGAUGUCAGUGCUCCGGUGCUCGUUUCCUCGAUUUUGAACGACAUUUGGAAGUGGUGCAACAUGUACUCGCUGAACGGAGAGGGGCUGACCGUGGAGAAUCGAAUGCCAAUUUGGUACGUGAUGGACGAGCUGGGAAGCGGCAUUUUGCACAGCAACACACCAAACUGUAGAGUGGUCCCGUUCAUUCAUGUUACUGAACAAAUGACCUACAGUUUACUAUUUCCGUUGGAAGAUUUGGACGAAGGAGAUCAGCUGUACAGAGAUUUUGUGGAGGGAGUUCCCAGCGAUAGCAAGGAAAGAGAUGCACUUCUACUUCCAUGGCAGCAUACUUCACUGGUCGAAGAAAAUUUUGUUCAAAGUGAAGCACCUAAGGAGUACUUUCUUGCAGGUCAUAUUGAGGAAUCACUUCCGAAUCCUGACGUGGCUCCACCAUUGUUUGAUGGAAACAGUUCGCUGAAAGUAUACUCUCAAUAUGAUAUGGUCAGUCAGUAUCUUACGGAUCCGGGAUUUGAAGUUGUACAGACUCCGGAAGAAGCGGAUAUUCUUUGGAUGACGUCGCAUUUCAAGCAAUACAGGGAGUUGAGCGAAUCAACGCCGAACAAAUAUGUGAACCAGUUCCCAUUUGAAAAUGUUCUUACGAUCAAGGAUCUGCUGAGCAUCGUGUGCAGACGCAUGGCUAAGAAAUCAUCCGAUGAACAGGAUCCAUUGGUGCCCAAUCCCAAAUGGCUCCCGGUGACGUACAACCUGAAGACCGAACUGGUGGAAUUCGUUAGCUACUAUCAAAACCGGGCCCGCAAAGGUCUGGACAAUCAUUACAUCGUGAAGCCUUGGAACCUGGCACGUGGCUUGGACACGUACAUCACCAAAAACCUUGCGCAGAUUAUGCGCCUCCAGCAAACCGGUCCCAAAAUCGUCCAGAAGUAUAUCGAAAAUCCUGUCCUAUUCGAACGUCCGGAAGUCGAAGGUCGCGUCAAGUUCGACAUCCGGUACGUGAUCCUUCUGAAAAGCGUCGACGAGCUGUCGGCCUAUGUCUAUACGAACUUUUUCCUGCGAUUCGCCAACAAGCCGUUCGAGUUGAGCGAAUUCGACGACUACGAGAAACAUUUCACGGUGAUGAACUAUUCGCAGUUCCAGCUGAGACACAUGAAGUGCGAGGAGUUUUUGGAACAGUGGAAAAUCCAGUACCCGAAGCAUCCGUGGCAAUCGGUGGAAGCGGACAUUUGCGAAAUGCUGAAGGAGGUGCUGCAGGGGGCCACCAAGGUGGGCCCACCGUCCGGCAUUGGGGCCAGUGCGCAAUCCCGGGCGCUGUACGCCGUCGAUUUGAUGCUGGAGUGGACCGAGGGCGGCACCGUGAUGCAACCGAAGAUUCUCGAGGUGAACUUUACCCCGGACUGCAAGCGGGCGUGCGAGUACUAUCCGGAGUUCUACAACGACAUCUUCAAUCUUCUAUUCUUAGAUCAGGAAAAUGUGGACGUUUUCCGAAAGAUUGCUUGAUGAUGGAGGUGGGUGAUGAUUGUGAAUCGUGUUAUAAGUUACAUGAAAAAGUUAAAAAUUG
Molecule: messenger RNA, 2090 nt
Organism: Armigeres subalbatus
Lineage: Eukaryota; Metazoa; Arthropoda; Insecta; Diptera; Culicidae
Gene: TTLL12
Product: tubulin--tyrosine ligase-like protein 12
Exons: 1
Coding region: 176-2029 (617 amino acids)
Biological process (GO): protein modification process
Cellular component (GO): cytoplasm
Source: RefSeq, a predicted model, not a curated record